Molecule: messenger RNA, 725 nt
Organism: Nanorana parkeri
Lineage: Eukaryota; Metazoa; Chordata; Amphibia; Anura; Dicroglossidae
Gene: NCOA7
Product: nuclear receptor coactivator 7
Biological process (GO): response to oxidative stress; regulation of transcription by RNA polymerase II
Cellular component (GO): nucleus
Source: RefSeq, a predicted model, not a curated record
UGCAGAAGUGUACAGGACGCACAUGGCUGUAGUCCCUGAUGUGCUCUGAACAGCUACAAUGAAGAAUCAUCAAAAAACAAUGAAUAUCAAAAUUCUCUAUUGUGCUAAUGGUGUCCAGGGACCUUAUGUGCAGAUUAUCACUGUAGAAGAAGCAAAGCGUCGGAAAAGUACGUGCAGUUAUGAAGAUAAUGAUGAUCAGGCUCCUGAGGAAUUUCUACCUGAUUUAAAGCAGAAAAGCCAUCUGCUGGAUGAAAUACAUAUUGAAAAGCUGGCCCAACGUCUUCCUGCCAGAGUUCAGGGAUAUCCUUGGCAUCUGGUGUACAGCACACAGCUGCAUGGAACCAGCCUGAAGACUUUGUACAGGAACCUUGUUUCUUUGGACAGCCCAGUGCUUCUGAUAGAAGAUAUGGAUAACCAGGUUUUUGGAGCCUAUGCAACACAUCCAUUCAGACUCUGCGAUCAUUACUAUGGCACAGGCGAGACGUUUCUCUUCACAUUUAGUCCUGAUUUCAAGGCAUUCAAGUGGAGUGGAGACAAUUCGUAUUUUAUUAAUGGAGACAUUGCUUCUCUGGCACUGGGAGGUGGAGGGGGAGGGUUUGGCUUAUGGCUCGAUUCGGAUUUAUAUCACGGACGGAGUAAUCCUUGCAGCACAUUCAACAAUAACGUCCUAUCCAAGAAAGAAGACUUUAUUGUACAGGACAUUGAAGUGUGGACCUUUGAAUAAA